ACAUGGCGGCGCCCUCGAGUGAAGUGCAGAUAGUUCCUGCCAAAAAGCCCACAGUCCGAGGACCACGACGUGUUGCCAAUCAAAUUCCAGAUGAAAUCCUGCAAGACCCUGAGUUGCAGGAGGCCAUCAAAGCCCUGCCUGCAAACUACAACUUUGAGAUCCACAAGACGGUUUGGCGAGUGAGACAAGCAAACUCUAAGAGGGUGGCUCUGCAGCUCCCAGAGGGCCUGCAGAUGUUUGCCUGUGUCAUCGCCGACAUCAUUGAGAGGUUCACGGAGGCAGAUACCAUUGUGAUGGGGGAUGUGACGUACGGGGCGUGCUGCGUGGACGACUUCACCGCCCGAGCACUGGGAGCUGAUUUCAUGGUGCACUACGGCCACAGUUGUCUCAUCCCCAUAGAUUCUACCGCAGGUAUCAAGAUGCUGUAUGUGUUUGUGGAUAUCCAGAUGGACAAUGCACACUUCCUGGACACGGUCAAGUUCAACUUCCCUCCUGGACAAUCUCUGGCACUCGUCAGCACUAUUCAGUUUGUGGCAGCGCUGCAGGCUGUGAGUGCAGCCCUCAAGACAGAUUAUGAUGUGCUGGUCCCGCAGUGUCGGCCUCUGUCACCAGGAGAAAUUUUGGGCUGUACCUCCCCUCGCUUGGACCGCCAUGUCGACGCCAUCAUUUAUCUGGGAGAUGGAAGAUUUCACCUGGAGUCCAUCAUGAUCGCAAACCCAGAUAUCCCUGCCUACAGAUAUGACCCCUACAGUAAGGUGUUCACCAGGGAGUACUACGACCACGAGGCCAUGCGGGCCUUAAGGCUCCAGGCUAUUGACAAGGCUCGAUCGGCCCAGAGAUGGGGCCUGAUCUUGGGCACACUGGGCCGGCAGGGCAGCCCCAAAGUCCUGGAGCACCUGGAGUCGAGGCUUCGGUCACUGGGCAAGCCCUUCACUCGAGUGCUCCUGUCUGAGAUUUUCCCCAGCAAGCUGGAUCUGAUGCCAGAUGUAGAUGCGUGGAUCCAGAUCGCUUGUCCACGCCUCUCUAUUGACUGGGGCACAGCCUUCUCCAAACCGCUGCUGUCCCCGUACGAGGCAGCUGUGGCUUUACAGGAGGUUGGCUGGAAGGAAGUCUACCCUAUGGACUUCUACUCCAAUCAGAGCCUGGGGCCAUGGGCACCCAACCACCCUGACAACCAAGCUGUGCGGCCCACUCGCAGACAGAAACAAGGCUUGGAGCCAGCCCUUCCCACCAAGCAGUGCGGGAAGAACCAGUGCGCCCCCUGUGGCUGUCAGGGGGAAUGACACAUCGUGACCAAGUGCUCUCUUUGAACGGUCUCAUGCCUGCCAGUGCCUCUCUGCUUCAGGUAACGACAGGAGGGCUGAAGAGAGGUACAAAGUGGGUUUUUUUGUCCAGACUGUCUAUCAGCAAGCAGAGCUAAAGUCAGAGGAGCCCUCAGCACCUCCUCGAAUGGAUUACCAGCCAUAAAUAAGCCCUCAUUGUACAGCACAGGAGAUCAGACCAAAUUCAUUGCUCCUGUUCGCGUUCUCUGCAUGUGUCCUGAGCUCCAAAUACACGCAGCUGAGAGAACAGCCCGUGUGUCUGAGCUCAUGCACGUUCUCGUGUCACAUUCACAUGAAGGAGCUGCUCUCUGCCUGGAGUUCUUCCCUCUCGGAGGAAAUGUGUGGGCCUUUCUGUGAUGAAGACGCGGCUUUCGUAAUUGUGAGAGAGAGAACGCUGUAGAUGACCUUGAGUACAUUGUAUGGAAUUAAAGUGUUAAUGUGGGUGGCUUCAGUCAAAUGCAACCCACUUGUCCCCGGAUAAAGCACCGUACGUUGUCAGACACUUCAAAUGAGUUUCCCUUCAUGCUCCGUUUCAAAGACAGUCACAGGCUUAUUGUAUGAAGCACUUUAUUUGAUGUACACUGUGCGACUUUUCACGAGAAUAUUCUGCUGAAAUAUUGCGAAUAAAAAUGUGAUGCAUUGUGACAUAACCUGCGUUCUCUGU
Chelmon rostratus (copperband butterflyfish) is the source of this 1986-nucleotide messenger RNA. It is a transcript of the gene dph1, whose product is annotated as diphthamide biosynthesis 1. Gene Ontology annotation, molecular function: 2-(3-amino-3-carboxypropyl)histidine synthase activity. The record is from RefSeq and is a predicted model, not a curated record. Gene Ontology annotation, biological process: protein histidyl modification to diphthamide. The transcript has 12 exons. The coding region runs from base 3 to 1283 and encodes 426 amino acids. NCBI's taxonomy places the organism in Eukaryota, Metazoa, Chordata, Actinopteri, Chaetodontiformes, Chaetodontidae.